Trichoderma virens Gv29-8 is the source of this 897-nucleotide messenger RNA. RefSeq lists its product as uncharacterized. Bases 1 to 897 code for a protein of 298 amino acids. The record is from RefSeq and is a predicted model, not a curated record. Lineage: Eukaryota; Fungi; Ascomycota; Sordariomycetes; Hypocreales; Hypocreaceae. The transcript has 3 exons.
AUGGGCAAAUCUACCGUCAAAGAACAGGCGGAUGCCGCCGCCUUGGCCGAGAAAGCUCGCAAGGCCGAGAAGAAGGCUCGCAAGGCCGAGCGUAAGGCUAAAGAAAAGCUGGCCAUUGAUGGCAAGAACCCAAUCUUAGCCAAGAAAGAAAAGUUGCUUGAGAAGCAGCUCCUGGAAAUCGAGACGAAGCGUCUCCAAAACUUGGCCGAGUCGACCAAGCUUGAGGCUGAGGCCAAGCAGUUGCUUCAGCAAUCUGAGGAUGCCAGCAAGUUAGCUAAGCGCGUGGCCAAGGCUCUCAAGAAAACCACCGAUGGUGGCGACAGCCAGCUACUCUCCAACCUUGUGCAUGAUAGUGAUGCGGACUCUUCGGACGAAAAGGACAUCGAUGAUGCCAUGGAAGACACCAUUGCCACCCCCAAGACCACUCUGAAGGCAAAGGCCAACGAUGCCCACGAGGCUUCCGAGAAGGAGAACAAUAGCGAGAAGAAGAAGAAGGAUAAGAAAAAGAAGUCAAAAUCCAAGUCUGAGGAGAGCAACGCCAUCGAAGAGCAAGCGACUAGUGCCAAGGCCAAGGCUGAUGGCAAAAGAAAGCGACAAGACGACAAUGCUGAGCAGCCAGUCAGCAAGAAGGAGAAGAAGACCAAGGGAGGAGAGCAGGUGGCGCAGGCCUCCACCGAAAAGGUCAAGAUCCAAGGCCUCGAAGGAGGAGCUGCUCGACAGGAUAAGUUCCUCAGACUCCUUGGCGGCAAGAAGGCCGGCGUCAGCGCCACCAAGCCAGGCAGCAUCGCCUCCAACCAGAGCAAUUCGGUCCGCGCCGAGGCAGCCAUCCAGCAGCAGUUCGAGGCUGGCAUGAUGCUCAAGGAGAGUGGCCAGAAGCGCCGCGGUUUGGGUGCGUAG